Anastrepha ludens (Mexican fruit fly) is the source of this 1861-nucleotide messenger RNA. RefSeq names its product probable ATP-dependent RNA helicase DDX28 (gene Dbp21E2). Lineage: Eukaryota; Metazoa; Arthropoda; Insecta; Diptera; Tephritidae. The transcript has 2 exons. Gene Ontology annotation, molecular function: ATP binding; nucleic acid binding. The record is from RefSeq and is a predicted model, not a curated record. Bases 96 to 1685 code for a protein of 529 amino acids.
GGGCGCCCUCUCUGUCAAAAUGAAAGAGUUUCCCAUCUUAUUAUCCAUGACUUCAAUAGUUCUGUUCAUAUCCUUGUAUUACUUAAUAAUAAAAAAUGUGGACAAAAUCUAAAUACACAAAUAUAUCCGGUAUUUUCCGUUUAUAUGCAUCUGUGGCUGCUCCUGCAAUCAAACAAAAACCCAAUCAAGCUCAAACCCCUAAACAAAAGCCCCUUAUCUGCUGCAAGCGGACCCAGUUUAAUUUGUAUGUGCCCGCUCCAGAAGGAAGUGAGUUUGGUACAAUACCAUUGGCGUCCAGUGGCUGGAAGCAUUAUAAAGCAAAAGAAGAUUUCAUCAUAUUUAACGCAACUGUAAGUAAAGCAGACAUACAGGCAGAAAUGCUACAAAUAGAAGAUUUCCUUAGUGGCACCAAUGUCUGUUUGAAUGAUAAGUUGCUGGAAAAUCUAAGUACAGAUAUGAAGAUAAAUGCCUUCACUAGCAUUCAGGCAAGGGCUAUACCCAAGGUGUACGACAGCCAUCAUGUUCUCAUCGCCGCAGAGACAGGAUGUGGCAAAACACUUGCCUAUAUGCUCCCCAUUAUACAACGCAUAAUCGAACGGAAGCAAUCCUCAUCACAGACACAGCAAAACGGUCGAAAGUUUAACACGCCUAUGGCUAUUAUAAUAACGCCUGGACGUGAAUUAGCUACACAAAUUGGAAAUGUGGCACAGAAACUGUGUCAGCAAACAGGAUUGCAAGUUAAGACAAUAUUGGGUGGAAAUACAAAACGUUUAAUGAUCGAUCCCGAAUUCUCUGAUGUCGACAUACUUGUGGCAACCAUCGGAGCUCUUAGUAAGCUCGUAACAACGGGUAUUUAUCGAAUGGAGGCGGUGCGACACGUUGUACUAGACGAAGCCGACUCUUUGUUAGACGAUAGCUUUUCUGAUAAACUAGGAUAUUUUCUGAAGCGCUUUGCGUUUCAUAAAAACCAUACGCAAGAUGAGCACACUGUGGGUACCCAACUAAUAUUGGCUUCAGCGACAAUGCCUACGAACACAGAGGAAAUACUGCAGCGGGUGAUAGAUGUACAGACAUUGCACGAAAUUUCAAGUCCAAAUUUGCACAAAUUAAUGCCACACGUAGAACAACGUUUUUUGCGUAUGUCCAAACAAAGCCGCUCCCCCACUUUGUUAAGUUUAGUCAAGAAGAAUAUCGCUAAAAAGCAGCCACUCAUAGUGUUCAGUAAUAAAACGGCCACAAGUGAUUUUGUCGAUAUUUACCUUAAUAACAAUGAUGUGCGCAGUGUUAAUUUGAAUGGCGAUAUGCUUAUGAAAAUACGCAUUGGACGCUUUGAACAAUUCCAGAAUGGUGAAUAUGAUGUGCUCUCGACUACGGACAUUGGCAGUCGCGGACUAGACACAACAACAGCACGCCAUGUAAUCAAUUUCGAUUUCCCACUACAUGUAUCUGACUAUAUACAUCGCUGUGGACGCAUUGGGCGUGUGGGUAAUUUAAAAUCUUCAUUGGUUACAAAUUUCAUAUCUUCGCGACGCGAAGUAGAAGUUGUGCAAAGAAUCGAGCAUGCAGCUCGCACGGGUGGUUUGCUGCCGGAUGUUAAUGCAAACAUAAAAAAUAUUAUAAAUAAACGAAUAAUGAAGGAUAUGCAGGCGGCAGGCAUAGAGGUUACGGAAGAAGAAGCUUUCUAGCUAUCUUUUAAAGCUAAAAAUAUUAAAAAAAAUACUUUGGUUAAUAUAAACUGUUAUACGAAAUAUUUAUAUUCUUAGAUAGUAAUAACUACUGAGCGGCACAAUACGUCGCUCGUUGGUUAAUGGUUUGAAUAAUUUUCGACGUGCUAUAAGUAUAUCAUUGUGUCCACUUUGAA